CGACCGGGCCGGGCUGGGGUCCCAUGGAUCCGGAGAUCCGGAGGCUGCUGGAAGAGGCUGAGGAUUACCUGGCCCAGGGUUUGCAGGAGGAGCCGCUCAGCGCCAGGGCCCGCGAGCAGCGGGACGCGAUCCUCCGCGCCUUCCAGCGCCUCAAAGCCAGGUACCACCUGGAAUUCCCAUCCCGAGGAGAGGAAGAGUACGAGGGACAGGACGGCUCUGACGAAAAUCCCAGCUGGAAUUUCGGUCCUUCCCACAUUUCCGAGGCCUCGUUCCCACCAGAAUUCCAGCAUGAGGGCCUGGAGGAGUUCCCACGGCCCAUCCAGUAUUCCGGGAAUAUUCUGAAGCAAGGAUACCUGGAGAAGAGAUCCCGAGAGCCCAGUUUUUUCGGCUCCGACUGGCACAAGCGCUGGUGCGUCCUCACCCAACGGAGUUUCCUCUACUAUGCCAACGAGAAAAGCAAGCACCCCAAAGGCUCCUUUCCCAUUGAGCGCUACCAGGCCCACCUGGAUUCCCAGCUCCGGAAAGAUUCCCGGAAAAAAUGCUGCUUCCAAUUGUUCUGCCCUGGAAAACGCUCCUACGAGUUCACAGCUCCGAGCCCAGCCGAGGCCCAGGAUUGGGUGGAACAGAUCCAGUUCCUCCUCAAGGACCUGAGCUCCCUGACCAUUCCCUGCGAUGAUGAGGAGGAGGAGGAGGAGGAGGAGGAGCCCUCCAAGGACCGGGACAGCUCUGAUUCCAUGAACUAUUCCCAAAAUUCCACCCUGAACCUGGAAGAGCAGGAGUUGGAAGGCGACGACAUCUACGAGGUGCUGCCAGAUGAGGAGAUGGAGCCGCCAUUCCCAGAGGACGAGGAGGAUUUCGGGAGCGGGGAGGAAAAUUUCGACGAGGAUUAUUCCAGUUAUUACCAGGGACUGUGGGAUUGCCGCGGGGACAAUCCCGACGAGCUCUCCUUCCAGCGGGGCGACCUCAUCCGCAUCCUCAGCAAGGAGUACCCCGGGUACGGUUGGUGGGUCGGGGAGCUCGGCCAGGAAAUCGGGAUCGUCCCAAAGGAAUUCCUGAUGCCCGCCUUCGAGCUGGAGCAGUGA
Molecule: messenger RNA, 1082 nt
Organism: Catharus ustulatus (Swainson's thrush)
Lineage: Eukaryota; Metazoa; Chordata; Aves; Passeriformes; Turdidae
Gene: SKAP1
Product: src kinase associated phosphoprotein 1
Exons: 12
Coding region: 24-1082 (352 amino acids)
Cellular component (GO): cytoplasm; plasma membrane
Molecular function (GO): protein binding
Source: RefSeq, a predicted model, not a curated record